AGACUUGCGUUACGAUUGUCCAGAUAGCUGAUAGCUGUUACUCGCGGUCAGACGAAACUGGUGCCGCGACGUCCAGCGCUGACCUGACCGCCGCAAUCGGCGUACACGUGACGACCAGACGACUACACGUGCCCGCGCUGAUACAAACUAAAUUUCAAAUAUACCACGUACCACGUACUUUUGUUUCAACUCAAAACCUCUUUUUUUGACCCAUCGAAAAAAUAACAAUGGCCGAUAUGAAACGAUGGAAGGAUAAAGUAGCGCUGGUCACAGGCGCUAAUGGAGGCAUUGGCAUUGCGAUUACCAAACGAUUCCUGGAACUGGGAUUUACCGUAGUGGCCGUAGACAAGAUUUGCGAACGACUUUUGGAGUUUAAAGAUGAAUCCAAAAAUAAAAAACUUCAUCCUUUAAACGUGGAUUUAUGUCACGAAGAAGAGAUCAUACGGGCAUUUCAAUGGGUAGAAGACAAUUUCGGAGGCGUAGAUGUGCUAAUUAACAACGCUGGUAUCGGUGGACAAGCUACUCUCAUAGAUGGUACGGUAUCAGAAUGGAAAAAAAUGUUGGACGUCAAUGUAAUAGCAUUAAGUAUUUGUUCACGUGAAGCCGUAAAAUCAAUGAUAAGUCGCAAUUUGGAAAAUGCUCACAUAAUACACUUAAGCAGUAAUUUAGCCCAUUAUGUACCCACAUAUGGUCCGUUUCAUUUUUACUCCGCAACUAAACACGCUGUACGCGCCCUAACUGAAGGUCUAAGACAAGAACUAAGGGACAUAAAAAGUCCAAUACGAGUCACGUGUAUCAGUCCUGGAUUAGUAAAGUCUUCAAUAUUCAAAAGUUCACUGGGGGAAAAAUUUGAUAAGCACCUAUAUGACGCAUACCCAAGUAUUAAUCCUUCUGACAUAGCGUCGACUAUUGAAUUCAUAUUAGCCACACCAUCUCACGUACAGGUUCAAGAUAUCAUCAUUAAACCACUAGGUUCAGAGGCAUAGUAAAAACAAAUUAUUCCUAUGUGGAUGAAAAAUAAAAUAAUGACCCAAGUUUAAAACAUAAUAAAAAUUUAUUUUUGCAAAACACAAUAAUGUUAUUUACAAAACAUAAACCACAGAAAUGUUAAAAAAGAGAAAAUGCAGUUAACAUAAAAUUAUUUACUAAAAUUAUUAUUACUUAACUUAUACAACUCAGGUGUUUUUGUAGCAAAAUCACAGUUACUAAAUAAGUAUGUGUUUUGGUUAAAUAUUUUUAAGUUAAUUCCUUAAAUUAUUGUUACUUAUAAAAAUGUUUUAUAAUUUUUACAAUCCCUAUAUAUAUAUAUAUGUUCAAUCACAUUUUUUCCUUUCGUUUAGAUACCAACGUUACAUCGUCUUAUAUCAUAAGUAUAUACAUAGAUAUAUUAUAUAUACAUAUAUAUAUACAGAAACUGCAUACACCAGUGACAUAGUUUUUUUAUCACAAAAAUUACCAAACUAAACUUAUCAAAUAGCUGAUUAUUCUGUAAUGGGCAUAGGACGAUGCAAUAAAAAAUAAGUGCAAUAUUAGAAAACGCACACAAUCCUGUUGAAUGACAGAUGACUGUCGGCCUUUAUUGCCUGGAAAUUCACCUGUAGAGUAAAAAGUUUCUAAGAGACGCUCUUUUUCUUCCCAACGAUCGAACAACCAUUUAGUCAUUUCUUCUUGAUCUUUAGGAACCUAAAUUUUAAAAUUAUGGUAAAAUCAAAAUCUGUUUAAACACUAUAGAUAACAGUACAAUAUAGAUAGGCAACUCUAUUGUAAAUGGUGAUCCACACAUACACAGCUUUGGCCACGCAGCCUAAUUAUGAUACGAUGCCACAAAAUUAUUUUGCAAAGGCAUUUACAGAGCCGUGUGGCUGCAAAUAAAAACUAAUUAAUUACAUUACCUUUUUAAUAAGACUGCUUAAAAUUUGCUUCAAGCUGGUUCAUGUGUAUAUGUAAACAAAUAUUUUGUUGUGCAGCAUUUUGGUAAUAAGUAACGCGACCAUUAGGGGUGUCAAAGCUGUGUAUGUAUGGAUCCGCCUUAACCAUUAAAACUAUUUAACCCAUUAUUGUCAAGCUCUCAAAGGUAAAAUUUUACAAAAUCUCCAUUGAAUAAAAUUAAUAUACAAGGAAUGUUCAUUAGACUUAAUAUAAAUUAUGUAUAAUGUUAUUAUGUUAUUAACUUACUACUGAACUAGGAAACAAUCUGUAGUACAUAUGAGUGCGACAAGCUCUUCGUUGACCCAUUAUAAUGGUUGGUAAGUCUAAUGGUUUACCUUCAGGAUACGCAAUUGUUACAUCCAAUAUCCAUGUCAACUUGUCAGUAUUUUCAUCUUAACAAUUAUAUUAAAUAAUAAAAACAUUAUAUAAUAGUAAUAAUAAUUAAAAUAAUACAACAUUUUUAUAAUUUGUUUAAGAGAUAUUUUUUCUUGGUCUAUUCGUCCUCAAUACUAGACUGGUCUUUUAAUAACAUCUGGCCUGUUAAUGAUACUAAUUGUUUUUGUUCUAUUAUAAGUUAUUAGAUGAAAUUUUUGAAGGUUGGGUGAGCUAAGAAAUUACUUAGGAAAAGCCCCUUAGCCAUCAGUACACGACAGUAUUUUUAGAUAUAUUUAUUCAAGCGAUAACACUGUACAUUUUAUCGACAGUAAAAUAAUUAAUAGUUGUGUGGUCGCUGGCAACCAUAUGGUGGUCAACUUAAUUCCUGCUAAUUUUUGGAAUAAAUGCCAAUAUUCUGUUACACAUAUUUAAUAUAUACAAUGUUUAAUUAUUCGUUAAAGUUGGGUAUUUAUCUUACAACAUGGAAAUCUAGUUUUAUAACAUCAGUUUGAAAAAGUGAAGACAGAUAGACAGUGAUAUAAAGUUAAAAUACUGUUCAUUAGAUUUAUUGUAGUAUAUGUAUACUUAAAUUAUAUCAUUUUGUUGUAAUUAACGAGUUAAUAAGAGUAUCAUAACAAUAAAUAAAUAUUCUUACCGAAA
Adelges cooleyi (spruce gall adelgid) is the source of this 2964-nucleotide messenger RNA. RefSeq names its product dehydrogenase/reductase SDR family member 11-like. The transcript has 6 exons. The record is from RefSeq and is a predicted model, not a curated record. Bases 228 to 986 code for a protein of 252 amino acids. Lineage: Eukaryota; Metazoa; Arthropoda; Insecta; Hemiptera; Adelgidae. Gene Ontology annotation, molecular function: oxidoreductase activity.